Fibroporia radiculosa is the source of this 879-nucleotide messenger RNA. RefSeq lists its product as uncharacterized. Gene Ontology annotation, molecular function: structural constituent of ribosome. The transcript has a single exon. NCBI's taxonomy places the organism in Eukaryota, Fungi, Basidiomycota, Agaricomycetes, Polyporales, Fibroporiaceae. Gene Ontology annotation, cellular component: mitochondrial large ribosomal subunit. The record is from RefSeq and is a predicted model, not a curated record. Bases 1 to 879 code for a protein of 292 amino acids. Gene Ontology annotation, biological process: translation.
AUGCUUGCCCUGCCAUCUCGAGUAUCAUGCAUAAUUCCUGCUCUGCGAAAUGUUCGGACAUAUGUCGUAUCCAUAGAACCACCUCGAGUUUAUCCCAACAAAACUGUCCCGCGUAAUUACUCGGAACGCAAGACAUACCUCUAUAACCAAUACACCCGACUCUUCCAGUCUAGUUUCGACUCCCCACUCAUCUUCUUGCAACACACCGACUUCUCAGUCCCACGACUCAUUCGACUGCGUCGUGAUAUUGCGGCGGCAGCGGCGCGCCAUGCCAGCGCGCCAACUCUCGCAGGACCCUCCCCCGCUGCAAUGGCUGAACCACCAACGCUGACCGUCCUCCGCACGUCUAUAUUCGGUGUGACUUUACGAGAUUUCUCACCGUUGGACACACAAGCAGUCACAGAAAUUGCUGGCAUGAUCGAAGGUGGCCUCGCUGUACUCUCGUUCCCGUCAUUCAAUCCUCCUCAAAUGAACGCUAUCUUACGCGCACUCUCACGCGCCGUCCCUCCACGCGUUCCUAAGACUCCGCAGGAAAUAGAGCAGCAGAAAAAAGAUGUCGAAGCAGCAUUUGUACCCGGUCGGCGCCAAAAGCGUCAACGCCCAGUGCCGGUCCCCGAACUGAAGCUCGUUGGUGCGCUAAUCGAAGGGCGAGUGUUCAAAGCUCCGGGCGUAUGGGAUGUGGCAGGCCUUCCCACCUUAGAGAUACUCAGGGCGCAGCUUGUUGGACUUCUUAGUGCUCCUGCGUCUCAGCUCGCGUUGGUAUUGGGCGAGGCAGGUGGUGGGAAGUUGGCGAGGACCCUAGAGGGCUUAAGGAAGAGUUUGGAAGAGGAGAAGGGGGAACUAGAGACCGGGAAGCAGUCGGAUAUAGGUGCACCAUAA